AUGUCCAGCUCUGCCCUGACUCUCGGGUCCACCCUGGAAAAGUCAGGAAACACCCGGGGAAAGAAGGCAAUGGCCUCCUCCCGCCUUGUUGUUCCGUGGCCACCAGAGACCCUGGAUUGGUGGGGGGCAGCCCCUGCCCUCCCAGGGCUCACAUUCCGCGGGGCUGUACACCAAGGCAAGGCCUGUCGGAGAUAGUUAAAAGCACCCAAUUCUCUUGACAUCACUGACUCACUGAUAUAUGAGGAUGCCAGUGCAGAGCCCAGUAGCACAAGGCAUAGCCAUUCAGAUCAACUGGCAUUUACUGAGGGCUGCUACAUCAGUUCCUUUUCCACCGAAUACUCCAUGCAUGUGUACACACACACACACACACACACACACAGCUAUAACCGAUGA
Odobenus rosmarus divergens (Pacific walrus) is the source of this 393-nucleotide messenger RNA. It is a transcript of the gene SPATA12, whose product is annotated as spermatogenesis associated 12. The record is from RefSeq and is a predicted model, not a curated record. Lineage: Eukaryota; Metazoa; Chordata; Mammalia; Carnivora; Odobenidae.